Molecule: messenger RNA, 4506 nt
Organism: Aspergillus sclerotioniger CBS 115572
Lineage: Eukaryota; Fungi; Ascomycota; Eurotiomycetes; Eurotiales; Aspergillaceae
Exons: 8
Coding region: 1-4506 (1501 amino acids)
Biological process (GO): rescue of stalled cytosolic ribosome; ribosome-associated ubiquitin-dependent protein catabolic process
Cellular component (GO): RQC complex
Molecular function (GO): tRNA binding; ribosomal large subunit binding; double-stranded RNA binding
Source: RefSeq, a predicted model, not a curated record
AUGAAGCAGAGAUUUUCGUCCUUGGAUGUCAAGGUCAUCUCCCAGGAACUUGCAUCGGAGUUAGUCAACCUGCGAGUUUCGAACAUCUACGACCUUUCCUCGCGAAUUUUCCUUCUUAAACUCGCCAAACCCGACCAUCGCAAACAGCUCGUUGUCGACUCCGGAUUCCGCUGCCAUGUCACCCAAUACUCCCGAGCGACCGCGUCAGCGCCCACUCCGUUCGUGACGCGCAUGCGCAAAUUCCUCAAGUCGCGAAGAGUCACCUCUAUUCAGCAGAUAGGUACGGAUCGGAUCAUCGACUUCUCCUUCAGCGAUGGCAUGUACCACAUGUUCCUGGAGUUCUUUGCCGGCGGCAACAUCAUCAUCACGGAUCGCGAGUACAAUAUCCUUGCGCUGUUCCGGCAGGUUCCUGCCGGCGAUGGACAGGAGGAGACUCGCGUCGGACUUAAGUACACAAUUACUAACAAACAGAAUUAUCACGGUGUUCCCGAUAUCACGCUAGAGAGGGUCAAGGAGACCGUGGAGAAGGCAAAGGCCCUGUUUGCGCAAGAGGGCAAUGCGCCGAAGAAGGUCAAGAAGAAGAAUGUGGAUAUGUUGCGCAAGGCUUUGUCCCAGGGAUUUCCGGAAUACCCUCCCCUACUGCUGGACCAUGCGUUUGCCGUGAAGGCGGUUAACCCCGCUACCCCGCUCGACGAGGUUCUCCAGAAUGAGGCUCUUUUGCAGAAGGUCGUGGAUGUUUUGGAGGAGGCGAGAGGCGAAACGGCGAAAUUGGCUACUGAGCAAAAUCAUCCGGGGUAUAUCGUGGCGAAGGAGGAUACCAGACCAGUUCCUGAAUCGACGUCUCAGGAUGAGGCUUCCUCUAAGAAGCCGGCGCUUCUCUAUGAAGACUUCCAUCCUUUUAAGCCCCGCCAGUUUGAAGGAAAGCCAGGUGUUACCAUCUUGGAGUUCCCUUCCUUCAAUGCUACAGUCGACGAGUACUUUUCAUCAAUUGAAACGCAGAAGUUGGAGUCGCGGCUCACGGAGCGUGAAGAGGCCGCGAAGAAGAAGCUUGAUGCCGUCAGACAAGAGCAUGCGAAGCGCAUUGGUGCCCUUAAGGAGGUCCAGGAAUUGCAUAUUCGCAAGGCGGCUGCCAUUGAAGACAAUGUCUACCGGGUUCAAGAAGCUAUGGAUGCGGUAAAUGGCCUUAUUGCUCAGGGCAUGGACUGGGUUGAAAUUGCUCGCCUCAUUGAGAUGGAGCAUGGCAGGGGAAACCCAGUGGCGGGUAUCAUCAAACUGCCAUUAAAGCUUCAUGAGAACACAAUCACAUUGCUACUUGGAGAGGCGGGCGAAGAACAGGACGAAGGCGAGGAGCUAUUUUCCGACGAUGAGUCUGCCUCAGAAGAUGAACAGGAGGCAGCGGGCAAGGCACAGCAACAGUCGAAUAUGCUGACAAUUGACAUUGAUCUUGGACUUUCUCCUUGGGCUAACGCAACCCAGUACUAUGAGCAAAAGAAAAUGGCUGCCGUGAAGGAGCAAAGGACAACGCAAUCUUCAACUAAGGCACUCAAGAGUCACGAGAAGAAAGUGACGGAUGAUUUGAAGCGGAACUUGAAGCAGGAGAAGCAAAUCCUUCGGCCUGCUAGAAAGCCUUUCUGGUUUGAGAAAUUCCUCUUUUUCAUCUCGUCGGAGGGAUACCUGGUCUUGGGUGGCCGCGAUGCGAUGCAGAGUGAAAUGCUCUACCGCCGUUACCUCAAGAAAGGUGAUGUCUUCGUUCAUGCCGAUCUACAAGGUGCUACGCCGAUGAUCGUCAAGAACAGAGCUAACUCGCCCAAUGCACCUAUUCCUCCGAGCACCCUCUCGCAAGCUGGUAAUCUCUGCGUUGCUACGUCCAGUGCUUGGGACUCCAAAGCAGUUAUGGCAGCUUUUUGGGUCAACGCGAGCCAAGUCACUAAGACUGCCGAUGUGGGAGGCAUCCUCCCUACCGGCGAGUUCCUCAUCAAGGGCGAGAAGAACUUCUUGGCUCCUUCGCAGCUCGUCUUAGGAUUUGCGGUCAUGUUCCAGGUCAGCAAGGAGAGUCUCCGGAACCAUAAGAUGCACCGAUUUGACGAUCCUGCGGCCACAGAUGUGCCCGUGGGAGAUCUUGAAACGGAAAAGAAAGUAGAGGGCAAGCCCACUGUCGAGCAAGAAGCGCAGCCCGUUCAAACAGCGUCGGGUGCAUCGACCGAAACUCAAAAUGCCCAACCCAAUGAAGAAGAGGACGAAGAGAAGGAGGAAGAGGUUGAGGAGCGGAAUGGUAACCCUGAAGACGAGAGUGUGGCCUCGCCACAAACCCACAACAUGCGGCAACUUUCAGCAAGAGAAAGGCGGCAGGUCCGAAAAGGGAAUUCCCCAGAGGUGCUGGAUGGGGAUACCAAGGGGAACCCAGCAUCUAACGGGACGUCGGCAAAAUCAGCGAAUACCAAACAAGCUUCUGGUCCAAGCCGGGGCAAAAAGGCCAAAGCAAAGAAGGCUGCGGCCAAGUACGCUGAUCAGGAUGAAGAGGAUCGUGAAUUGGCUCUUCGCUUGCUAGGCGCCAAGAGUGCCAAAGCUGAAAAGGCUGCCGCAGAAGCCGAGGCCAAGGCCAAGCGUGAAAGAGAAGCAGAGGAAGCGAAGAAACGACGCAGAGCGCAGCAUGAGCGUGCUGCCGAAGCGGAGCGUAAACGACAGGCUCUCUUUGAGGGCAGUGUUGAUGACUACGACGAAGAAACCGCGGCUACAGAGGCGGCAGACCUGGAAUGGAUCCCCGCGUUGAUUGGCACUCCUCAUCCGGAGGAUGAGAUUCUCGCCGCCAUCCCCGUGUGUGCUCCCUGGGCCGCACUGGGUCGGUAUAAGUACCGGACCAAGUUACAGCCCGGUGCAGUGAAGAAGGGCAAGGCUGUCAAGGAGAUCAUCGGGCGGUGGGUAGCCGAAACGACAACUGGAAAGGUCAAGAAGGAACACGCUGAAGACGCUGGCAUCGACCGAGCUACAGCCGAGAAGCUUCGUGCGCGGGAAGGAGACCUGAUCAAGGGGUGGAAGGAUACUGAGGUCAUCAACAGCGUUCCCGUUGGCAAGGUGCGCAUCAUGGCAGGACCAUCUCCCAGUGGAGGCGACAAGGGUAAGGGCAAAGGGGGCGGUGGCGGUCAAUCUGGUUCUGCUCCUGUCUCGCCUCAUUGCUGGCGGUUCGCUUCCACCACAGCCACCAUGACGCCCACAGCUUCCACCCGAAUCGUGUCGGUCCGCCGACUCAACAAAGAAGGCCCCGGAGAUCGAUCUCUCGCCGAGUGGUGGGUCAACGAGCGCGAUAAUCAUACCCCAGAAGCAGUUGCCAUCGAGGAAGCGGCGCAACUCCUCCGAACCAGCGAUAUCCCGGUGGCUUUCCCUACGGAGACGGUGUAUGGACUAGGCGCAGACGCAACACGGAGUGCUGCCGUGCAAGGGAUCUACAAGGCGAAGCAAAGGCCGUCGGACAACCCAUUAAUCAUACACAUCGACUCGCUUGGUAUGCUGGAGCGAAUACUCAACCCCGAGCAGGAGAGCCCCACGCGCAUCACGACGACCGCGAAGAACGCCAUUCCCGCCAUCUACGACUCCGUCAUUUCUCGCUUCUGGCCCGGCCCUCUUACUAUCCUCCUCAACAACCCCUCCGGUUCCCCUCUCGCGCGCGAAGUCACUUCCAAGCUCACUACAUUUGGUGUGCGCAUGCCCUCAUCCCCGCUCGCGCGCUUGCUGAUCCAUGUGACGGAUCGGCCUCUGGCGGCUCCCUCGGCCAACGCAUCGACCAAGCCCUCCCCGACGGCGGCAGAACACGUAUACCAUGAUCUGGAGGGUCGCAUUGAGCUUAUCCUCGAUGGCGGCUCCUGUGGUGUCGGAGUUGAGAGUACGGUAAUCGACGGGCUGUCCGAUCCUCCGGCUAUUCUUCGACCGGGCGGUAUUGGUAUCGAGGAGCUACGGGAAUGCCCUGGGUGGGAGAAUGUACAGGUAGGAUACCAUGACGGCACGCUUGAUGUAAAAGAGGUUCCUCGCGCACCGGGCAUGAAGUACCGACACUACUCACCCAAGGCGCGGGUGGUGCUUUUCGAGGCCGGUUCGGAUGAGCAAUGCGUCGCAAAACAUAUCCGCAAGGACCUGGAAGAUUCGGCGAUCGGGGCGCAUAUGAUCGGAGUGGUGCGCACACGAAACUGGAAGCGGGGCAUGGGGUUGCUAUCCGAGGAUGAAAUGCAGAAGACUCUGAAGCAAAUCCCGUCCCUCGUGGAUGAGCUGGUAGGGUUCUCUGUUCCGGUGAGCAACAAGGUCAACGGCUGCACCGCUACCAAAGAGACCUUCGACUGCCACCUGGGCACGGACAUCAAGUCCAUUGCGCAGGGCUUGUUCUCCGCGCUGCGAGCAAUGGAUGAAAUGGAGGUAGACGUCAUUUAUGUCGAGGGGGUGCCCGACCAGCAGGGCGAUCUGGCAGCUGCCGUCAUGAACCGGCUGCGCAAAGCCGCUGGAGCGGAACUUCGGGUAUAA